AUGAACCAAGCCAACCCAAAUUUCCAAGGUGCUCAAGGAAAUUUCGUACCUCGUCAACAACAAUAUAAUCAAGGUAAUUAUCGAGGUGGAAACAAUUUCGGCUACCAAGGUCAAUUUCAACAAUCGGGUGGUCAAAGUGGUUCUUCGGGUCAAACUUCAUCAAGCGGGAAUGAAUUUAUGGAUAUGCUUCGGGAAAUGCAACAAGAUAUGCAAAAGAGGAAUCAACUUGAUGAAGUUCGGACGCAAAAUGGUGAAGUUCGUGACAAGAGCAUUCAAACGUUAACAACUCAAAUGGGUCAACUAGCAAUGGAGGUGGCGGAGUUAAAAAAAGGUAAAGGUCAACUUCCUAGCGACACUAAGGUAAAUCCUUCUCAUAACUCAUCACGUAAUAUUCCUAUUAACCAUGUUAGUGUUUUAAGAAGUGGAAAAGAAUUCAAAGCAAAUUUGUCAUCGGGUUUGGUUGAUGGGGUGGUUGAGGAUACUACGGGAAAUGAAUGUGAUGAGGAUGAAAUCUCACCCUCAAUUGUGUCCAAGGACUCUAAUGUUGAAAAGGUAAUUCAAAAACCGGGGUUGGGUGAAAUUUUUAAAGAUAAAAAUGAGGAAGGGGGGCCAAGCCAAAUCCCAUUUCCAUCGGCUUUAACUGACCCGGGCGUUGUUAGUCUUGGAGCCGGAGUGAGUAUUUUACUGGGGGGCUUAUACGACCAAUAUGAUUUUGGUCCAUUAGCACGGGUUGAGACAACGGUGGUUCUCGCCGAUUUGUCUCAUAAGCUACCCCGAGGGACGGUGCAAGAUGUCAUAGUCAAAGUUGAUGAGUUUUACUAUCCUGAUGACUUUUUAGUCUUAGAUUACUCAUCCGUGCACCCAAAACAACAACAAAAUGUUACUUUCGGUCGGCCAUUUUUUAGCACCGCUCAUGCCGUGAUUGAUUGUCGAUUUGGUACAGUCAACAUGACAUUCGGCAAUAGAAAAAUGAGAUUGAAUGUUUACACUAACAAUUCUAAUUCUAUUGGCGUUGAUGAGUGCUUUAUGGCAGAUUUAGUUGACGGAUGUGACCUGUAUGAGUAUGAGGAAGAUAGUGUGGACACUUGUUUUUGUGAUUUUUCUAAACAGGUACAUGCUUGUGCAUUGAGGGUUAAGGAGAAAGAACAAGAUGCUAUGGCACUUAAAGAGGGUCGACCGCCAUGGACCCAUCAGUUUGAGAGCUUACCGGUGGAAAUUAAUUCGAGUACGAAACCGUCUUUGGAGGAGCCACCGACAUUGGAACUGAAAGACUUGCCAAGCCACAUGAAGAUGACCUAUAAAACUCCUAUUGGUACAACUCCUUACCGAUUAGUGUAUGGGAAAGGAUGUCACUUACCAAUGAAGUUAGCUUAUCGGGCACAUUGGGCAAUAAAAACGGUGAACGCGGAUUACGAUGAAGCGGGUAAGAUUCGGAAAUUACAGUUGAGCAAGAUAGAAGAGGUCCGAGAUGAAGCUUAUGAGUGUGCGUCGGCGUACAAGGAUAAGCUCAAAAAGGUUCAUGAUGCGAAGAUUAGGAAGCGAACCUUUGAAGUGAGCCAGAAAGUGUGGUUGUAUAACUCGAGAUCGAAGUUAUUCGCGGGCAAGCUAAAAAGUAAAUGGAUGGGUCCAUACAUGAUUACGCGAGUGGGUCAAUUUGGUGAUGUUGAUAUUGAAGAUGUUCAUACGAAUGUGAAGCAAACAGUGAAUGGACGUCAGCUCAAGCCAUAUUUGGAAGGCAAUGACAUCAACAAUCUCGAGCUCGACAAGGUGGGCUACAUCCUACGCCCGGUAAACGGGGAACAAGCAUGA
This is a messenger RNA of Helianthus annuus (common sunflower), 1809 nucleotides long. RefSeq lists its product as uncharacterized. Lineage: Eukaryota; Viridiplantae; Streptophyta; Magnoliopsida; Asterales; Asteraceae. The record is from RefSeq and is a predicted model, not a curated record. Bases 1 to 1809 code for a protein of 602 amino acids. The transcript is spliced from 3 exons.